AUGAACCCCAAUUGGAACAGUCAGGGUUCCUAUCCCCAAAAACAAGGCGCAAACAUGCAAAUCAGUCGCGUUUUGGCCCUUCGAUCGCCACAGGAGGUCCCGCCCGGAUCCUGCCCGAACUUUGCAUACGAAAUGAGCUGAAGCCAGCCUAUAAAUGGUCCGGGCUAGAAGAUUAAGAAUCGCUUCGACAUGACUUCUUCCUUUUUCGAUUCCAUUCUGGUCCCUUUCCUGAUGACGACUUGUGUGGCGGUCCUCUGCGGGGGCGGCUAUUUCCUGCUCCAAACCAAAUCGGAGCUUGAUAUGCUUCGGCAGAACUUUGAUCACGAAGUCGCAGGAGUCAAGGUUGGGUUUUUUUUUCUGUGUAAAUUCAGAGGAAACAUAAAUAAUUUUUAAAGGAAUUUUGAUCAAGUUGAAGCCAUUUUUGACCUCACUGAAAAGAAAGAAUGGACUCCUUUCAUAUUUUGUGGAGGAAAAGUUGGAAUAUGUCAGCUUUUUGUGCCGAAAAUUUCUCAGGGAUCAUUUUGGACGUUUAGAUAACCGCACGGCUUUUUUUUACGACGCCCCGCCCAUAUUUCCAAAUUUUUUUUCGUAAAGUGUAGUGUGUCGUGUGCAUACACUGCGCCGCAUUCGCACAUGCCGCGUUAAAAUUAAUUUGAAAUCAUUUCUGAACUUCCGAAAUUCAGAAAUGAUUUUGAAUUUCGCGGAUUCACUCUGAAUACGGCAAAGAAAAUUUGCGUUUUUUUUUUUUGAAAUGAGAAACCGAUUCGUCUCAUGACCAAUUGAACAUGCGCCUUUAAUAUUGCCGCUUGUCUCCCAUGACGUCACAUAGGACCGGCGGAUUUUGGGCUCCCUUCUUAUUACUAUCAUUACUUUCUCAAAAAACCAGGUGUUGAUCAAAGCCUUUGAAAAUGUUCAAGAAAUAAGUGAGAGUUCUCAGUUUUGCAAAAUAGUUUCCAAAAACGGCGGAUAGCAUGUUGAACAACGUAAAAAAGGCCUUUUCAACUUGUCGACUUAUUUCUGAGCGUUUCGAAGCUUUUAUUUCCAUCGAAAUGAUCAUUUUGAGGGAAAGCUGAACUUAGAGCUUCGGAAUCCUAUUACGUCAUUUGUGGGAUCUCUUGAAGCCCUAUAUCAUUAGAAAGCCAAAAAAAAAAAUGUAACUUUUGUCAUCAAAAAAAGCAUUUUUCAGGUUCUCACCGAAUCAACCUGGCAAGACCUCCGAAUCCUCGCCGCCAGCAAACCGCAGCCGAAAAGAGACAAACGCCAGAGUUAUUAUGAACCAACAAGUGAUGGAUAUUCCAUGCCGGCUCUAGCGGUUGAAGCGGCUCCGCCCGCUUUUUCUCCGGAAUGCAGUGGGUUUUCUUUUUAGAAUGACUUGUGAACCUUAAAGUUCAAUUUCAAUAUUCUCAGCUUUAUUACAGUUAGGCUCUAUAUAAUCUGGAUUUUUUUGAAUUUAUCCUUUAGCCUUUUUAGUCAGAAUAUGAUGUAUUUUGGGUGCCUUGAACCCAUUUUUAACCAGUUUUAUAUAGGUAAAAAGGCAGUUCUAGAGUCGCUUCUAAAAUCUUUAAUCGAUGUAUCUGAUAAUUCUCAGAGCUCAAGCUACUCGAGCUUUUUCAGACUGCAACUUCAAAUCGAACUGCCCAGCCGGACCACCAGGACCGAAAGGAAAACCGGGAUUGGCUGGGCCGAAUGGGAUCGAUGGAGUUCCUGGGAAUAUUGUUCGUCUUGAAAAUUUUUUACAAAGUCUUUUCUGUGCCCUUUUUGUGUCUAUCUGACCUCCCUGGUGAGUGAAAAGAGGGUGCAGACAUGUCAGACUGUUUCUAGUCGUACUGUAUUUCAUAGAAGCUCUAUUUCGUUAUAUCUUGCUAGACAAGGUAGUAGUUGAAUUAAAAUAUUUAUUUUAUCUUAAUAUUCUUUUUUUCGUGUCCUUCUAAUCUCUCUGGUGAGUGAAAAGAGGGCGCAGACAGGUCAGACUGUUUCUAGUCGAACUGUAUUUCAUAAAACCUCGAUAUUUCUAGGGUCAUUCUUCGGAUGACGUUCACGACGUCUACAUCGAUCUUGGCUGCACCCAUUGUCCGGCUGGAGAAAUGGGACCUCCCGGGCCUCCGGGAGCUACUGGUUCAUCUUCUUUCUCUAUCCUUCUUUCGGGACUUCUGAUUUUCUUCUUGUUUCAGGACCUCGCGGUCAGAACGGGCAGCAUGGAACGCCUGGCUCUCCCGGAGCCAACGGAAUGCCCGGAAGGAAUGGAGAAUCGGGAGUUCCUGGCCCGGCAGGUGAACAGAAAAAAAUGUAUUCAGAAAAUACUGGGGAAUUUUUUUUAGUGGCCACUAUAGGGUUUUGAAGUUUUAGUGUCCACUAUAAUAGUAAAAUUAGGGGCCAAUUAAGGGGUUGAAAAUUAGUGGCCACUGUAGGGUUUCGAAGUUUUAGUGGCCACUUAAGGAGUUAUAAGUUAGUGGCCGCUAUAGAGGUCUAAGUGCUACUACUACACCACUAAAAGUUUUAGUGGCCACUUUAGGGGUCAACAUAACUGGUCCAAUCUGUUUGUUUUAAAAUUAUCAGAGUGACUGGAAAGAAUACUGAAGGAAAAACUACUGAAGUGACCACUAAAUAAAGAACCCUAUAGUGGACACUAAAACGGAAAACUGUGACCACUAUAGAGUUGGGUUUAGUGGCCAUUUUAAUGUCCUCUAAAAGUGGUCAUUGACGUGCCUUUGUAGUGGCCACUUAAAAUUUUCCCAGAUAGUUGUCGAAGAAAAGCUCUCUCGCAACGACGCGGUUUUACAAAUUUCAAAUUUUAUAUGAAAGAAAUCCCUAGUAAGCACUGUCAGUUAAUUUUGAGGUCCGAUUGGAAGCAACGGAUCCGUCGGACGCCGUGGAAUGGAUGGAAACCGAGAAAAAGGAGUCAGAGGCCCGAGAGGAGCUCCAGGGAAUAUUGGAGCCGUCGGACCCAAAGGAACUGUCGGAGCUUGUGGCGCGCCUGGAUCCGAUGGUGUUAGGUUAGUCAAAAAACUACAAAAUAAAAUAUUGUCGUUUUCCAAAAGAAGCAUAAUUUUUGGUGGGCUGUAUGAAUUUAGAAGGUCAAUUUUGAUUGAUAAAUUACAGUUCGGUAUCAAACUACAUAUUUUUUGACGCGAGGAAAAGUUUCCGAUCAUCUUAUGAGCCAGAAUAAAGCUAUAUUUACUUCUUGAAGUCAGAAAAGUUUUUUUAAGCUGAAAAUUUGCUUAUAAAACUCCAUUCGAACCUGAUAACAUUGAAAAAAAGUAUCGUUUUUUUUUUUUUUUAAAUUUACGCUCGAGUGGAGUAAAUCAAUAAGUUACCUGUUUCAGAGGCCCUCCAGGACCUAAAGGGGAGCGAGGCCGAAUUGGACCUUCCGGAGAGCCUGGAGAUUUCGGAUUCCCUGGACCUAAUGGUCCCGAUGGACUGGUAGGCUCAUAAGGGAUUAUUCGAAAAAUAUAUUUUUCAGUACUGCCCUUGUCCGAAUCGCAACGCCGCCGUGGAGAAAACUGAACAAUACAUUCCUUAUCGGGAUUGA
Caenorhabditis auriculariae is the source of this 3529-nucleotide messenger RNA. NCBI's taxonomy places the organism in Eukaryota, Metazoa, Nematoda, Chromadorea, Rhabditida, Rhabditidae. The record is from the annotation of a GenBank genome assembly.